Aspergillus melleus is the source of this 1152-nucleotide messenger RNA. Its product is annotated as serine hydrolase domain-containing protein. NCBI's taxonomy places the organism in Eukaryota, Fungi, Ascomycota, Eurotiomycetes, Eurotiales, Aspergillaceae. The record is from RefSeq and is a predicted model, not a curated record. The transcript has a single exon. Bases 1 to 1152 code for a protein of 383 amino acids.
AUGGAUCCUAACAAUAAUAAUCCCAACCAGGUGAAAGGAACCUGGGAGCCACAAUUCACAGACCUGUGUGGUAUCCUAGAAAAGAACAUCGCCAACGGAUCCGAAGUCGGAGCCUCAAUCACAGUCAACGUUGACGGAAAAAGCGUGCUCGACAUCUGGGCCGGAUAUCGCGACGAAACACGAUCGGAGGCAUGGGAAGAAAAUACGAUCGUCAACGUUUUCUCGACCACGAAAAACAUAAUCAAUCUUGCCAUGUUGAUACUGAUUGAUCGAGGCCUACUUGACCCGCACGAGAAAGUCUCCAAAUACUGGCCCGAGUUUGCCCACAACGGCAAACAAGAUGUCGAAGUGCGCCAUCUCAUGUCUCAUACUUCGGGGCUAGCGGCUUGGGACGAGCACAUGGAGCUAUCAGACCUGUACAACUUCGAGAGCGCUGCGGCUAAAUUAGCGGCUCAGCCUCCAGCAUGGACACCCGGCACAGCGUCAGGCUAUCACUCUCUAACUCAAGGAUUCCUGCUGGGCAAGCUCGUCCGUCAGGUAACCUCACUGACGCUGACGGAGUUCGUCGAGAAAGAAAUCGCAUCACCAUUAGGAGCCGAUUUCCAAAUCGGAGCAAAACCGUCAGACUGGCCACGCAUCGCAAACAUGAUCGGAUAUCCAUUCCCAGCACGCCCCGAUCUAGACGCCGACUCGGUUGCAUACAAAUGUCUUCACAACCCGAUGUUUCCAUUCGAGACCGCAAACACGCCCGAGUGGCGGAGCUCCGAGCUAGGAUCUUGUAAUGGACACGGCAACGCUCGAUCCGUUGCGCGCAUUCUCUCUGUGAUAUCAACAGGCGGGGAAGUAGAUGGCGUACGUCUGUUGAAGCCCGAAACGAUCGAUUUGAUCUUCCAAGAGCAAGCGAUGGGUCCCGAUCUAGUCCUUGGAUUUCCAUUCCGAUUUGGCAUGGGAUUCGCACUGACUGCACCGGAUCUGUGGCCUCCGUACCUCCCGCCGAAUGGCCGAGUGUGCUGGUGGGCUGGGGCAGGAGGAUCGAUUGGCGUGAUGGAUUUGGACCGGCGGAUGACGAUCGCGUAUACGCCGAAUAAGAUGCAGGCGCUGGGGCCGGCCGAGGGGUAUAUUGAGUGUAUCUAUAAGGUCUUGGAUGGAUGA